CAUUUUUGGUUCUUAGCGUUAGUGCAGAGCUUGAAGUUUGCAUUACUGGUAUUCUAGCGCUGAAAUAUGCCUCACUAAUGAUCCAUAACUCUAAAAUCAUAUUAGGUGCAUUAUGCCAAGUAGAAUGAGAAAAAAAGACUUAAUGGUGGGGUUUUUUUUUUCCAACUGAAAUAAAAUAAAAACCAGACUAGAAAAAAGAAUGUAUCCAUAAACGAAUUAAACACAUUGUUGCUGAGACGUCUACCUGAUUGUAAGUCAUCACACUUCAUAAGUAUUAUUAAUUACUACACUAUUAUUUACACAGAUGUGAAAACUAAGUUUACAAAAAUAUAUAAAUAAACCAAUACAAGUGAAAACAUUCUGGAAACUUACUGAAAAUGAAAAAUAGUUUUUAAGAAGUUUGUAGUUAGUUGCAGAGAUUAUUUAGGUGCCUUAUUUUUGCGACAGAAUAUGAGGUUUUGUUAUACAGUUCACUUUACCGACAAGAAAAUUUCAGUAAUGUUUUUCACAAGAGCUGUUAGAAAAGUGAAAGCAUAUCUGUAGGCUGAAUUCUGUAAUCUAUUUUAAGCUCUAAACAUUCAUUUGCUGCUAGAGUCGGGUUCUUUAUAUGAAUUUUUCAUCUGCUUAUCAUCCAUUUACAAAAUCUAACAGAACUUAAUUAACCAACAUGUCAAAUCUUUAUAAUUUAUGCACAUUUAAUCUAUAGUUCAAAACAUUCUUCUUUACAGUCUCAACAUAAAAUGCUCCCGCAUCUCUCUACUGUUUCUGAUUGUCAAACAACAGUUUGAUUGUCCACAGAAGUCACUUCAUCUAGUAUUAGUGCACAAACAAGAGCUAGCUAAACAAAGGAGCAAAGUCAUAAUCAUUAUCAGUUAUUGUCAUAAAUGUAAUGGAUAGAGGGAGUUUCCACUGAGUGUUUUACUGUUAUAUCAGCCUAUCUGCUUUCGCUUCCUCGUUUUGGUGAACAUAUAAAUGCUGCAGAUUAAGUCAUCUUCCUGAAUCGUCGUACAACACACAUGCAACAUGUACACUCGUAAGCUUAUCCUGUUUGUGGCUGCCUCUCUUUUCAGUCCAGUUCUCACAGAUGAAGACUUUUACCAAGUGAGAGCAUGCUGUACAUUCAAAGGGCCACACUUUGAAAAAACCGAGUACAUAUUAACUAGUAUUUUUAAUAAGAACUUGAUGAUGGAGUACAACAGCACAAGAGGCAACUGGACGGGAUUCACAGCGUAUUCAAUUGAAGCAGCAAAAUGGUGGAACAGGGAUCCCUUUGAUGCACUAACAAGAAAGAUUGAAAGGAAACUGUUGUGUACGGACACAUCAGACCUCAUCCAAUCCAUAUAUAAUCUGACAACUAUACCCACCGUCAGACUAAAAUCAGUGAAAAGGCCUAAUGGCGAGCACGCAUCUACGCUUGUGUGCAGUGCCUACAACUUUUAUCCAAAACAAAUCAGAAUGAUGUGGAUGAGGAACGGCCAGGAGGUGACCACAGAUGUCAGUUACUCUGACGUGAUGCCUGAUGGUGACUGGUACUACCAGACUCAUUCCUACCUGGAGUACAUCCCAACUUCAGCAGAAAAAAUUGCCUGUAUGGUCGAACACCUUGGUCUCUCCGAGCCGAUGUUUGUGGUCUGGGACCCCUCCCUCCCAGUGGAACAACGAACUCAAAUAGCUGUUGGGCUGUGCGGACUCGUGACUGGAUUUGUUAUUGCAAUAUCUGGAAUCAUCUACUAUAAUAAGAAGUCUGCUGCAUACAUCACUGUGUGUCAAAGACAAGUGUUCAUUCCUGUGGAAUCCCUUCCUGAAGCUGGAGCAACUUAACAGCCUGAGCAAACAGGCUCAAGAAAAUACAGGCACGCUCCAUCCAAGGUGCCCCAAAUAUCACAGCUCUCUGAAUAACGAUGUCUGUUGUGAGUGACUGGGGCUUUGCAUUUUUUACCUACGGGACAGAGGAUACAUUUGUAAUGUAGUUAAUACUCUUAUACAGUAUAGUAAUAUAAUUUUAUAGAAAAAUGAUUACACUGUAUCUACUGCCAUUAACCCUCAUUAAGCAGUAAACCCUGUGAGUUAACCAGUGGUGAAAGUGGAAAAGUAGAAAAACCCUGGAAUAAUAGGAUGGUUCAAAAGCUACCCACAGUAUGCACACCCACAUGGUACCUUCCUAGCAAUUAAGUAAGAGAAUGAUUAUCUCCAACUAUAUAGAACCAACUAACAUUUUGUUUAUUAAUCUGAAUACCCUGAAAUUUUAUGAUUUAGUUGAAUAUAAAAUGGCACAGAUAAUGUAUAAAGCACAAAAUAACUUGCUUUGCCACAGUACUCAGAAGCUGUUUAAAGUCAGAGAAAGUCAAUAUGGGAACAGGUUUCUUUAAAAAACACACAAACAAGAUAAGGACAAACAUAAAGCAAAGAUGUGUUUCUAGAGGAGUUAACUUGUGGAAUAGUUAUGACAGUGAUUUAAAAAGGUGUAGUUCAUUUUCCUUGUUUAAAAACAUGUUUAAAAAUAGAGUAUUAGAAAAAUAUAUAAAUCAAGAAUGAAAAGAGCAAUAAUAAUAAUAAUAACAAUACUGAAACUCUUGGUUGUUUUGCUUUGAUGUAGUUGCUUAUCUAAGGUGGAACGUUUUUUGUUUUGUCUCUUGUGUGUUUUUUUGUUUUGUUGCUUUGCUUUGUUUUUUUCUUUGCUUCGAGCCCUGUGUAAAGGAGCCGCAUGGGUUGAAAGGGUUGGCGUAAUAAGCAUAUGCUUCAGCCUAUACCUUUUGAUUAGCCUUGUCUUGUGCUUUCUUACUUUGUGGUAAUCUUUAUUCUGUUUUCACUGAGAUAUUUGAAUGCUACUCAAAAAAAAUCUCACCAUCGAGGCAUCAAACAAAUAUCUAGCACAGGUCCAACCGGUGGGGAUACUUACCGCUAUACCAACAAGGAAGGCUAAUAUAUGAGAAGAUGCAGUACCCAGAAGGUAAUGCAAAGAAGCAACAUUCAGCGGUGUAAACAGUUGGAAACAGAGUUGAAUCCGACCUGAUAAUAAAUCCACAACGUCCACGGAUCACUCUAUAGAUAGACAGAGAAAUACUUUAUUGAUCCCACAACAGAAAUUAUUGUGUUACAGCAGGAGGAUCAAAAGAAUAAAGAAAUAAAAUUUUAUAUAAAUACAACAAUGAUUAAAACAAAAAAUCCCCAAAGAAAAUAAAAAUCAGGUUAAGUUAAAGGAAACGUAAAAGUACGACUGACAGCAAUUUCAGAACAAGCAAGAAGCACUCAGAGUGCAAACCUCUGCCAUGGCUUUCAAUCUGUGGGCAGUAUUUACUUUUAAGGGAAUAGUGUCACGUAAGUGGUGAACAGUAAGAGGAUAAACAGGUUUUAGUAAAAACAAAGGUAGCAUUGUGUAAAACAGGAACUGAUCUGUUUGGAAGAUGUUCAGCAGCACUAAGAAAUAAACCAGGGGAAAACCCACAGGCACUCAUUUAAGCACACCUGUUCUUUGAUGUUAUCGCUUUCUGCCAAUCACUCUGUGGCCAAGUACCUUAUGAAGGCACUUAAUUUCAACCUUACACCAUUUGGCAAAGGCCUAGUGCUGUCACUUUACACAACCUGAUUGACACGCACACACAUUCUGAAUUCACCUCUUCAGAAUGAGGAAACUACAGUGUUUUAUAAACCACAUGCAGAGUUGAGAGUUACAGACAUUCAGACUUCAUGUGGCCUUCAUAUUAGCUCAAGAACAGUGCAUAGAGAGCUUCAACAACAACACUCAAGACAGAGCUUAUGAUAUCACUGCAGUCAGCCUCUCUGAUACUCUAGCUGGGGUCUCUGGACUGUCCCUCUGUCUGAUUUUAAAACUUGAGGCGAGGUUUGCUGUGAUUCUGUGAUUUUUAUUCAUUUAUUUUGGUUUUAUGAUUUUAUUCUGCUGAAAACACAUGUUUAUAGAUUAUCUUUCUAGCUUUCUGGGGUUUUUUUUUUUGAGUAUGCAGCCAUUUGCAUCUCUGCAAGUAUGUAUGUAUGUUGGAAUGAAUGUCUGACUGCGUGGUGAAAUAUGUGUAAUUAUCUUUAAUGUAUGGCUUUUAUUUAAACUGUGAAUAACUGUAACUCUGUGUUUUGAAGAGUGCUAUACAAAUAAAGCUAUUAUUAUUUGUGA
Haplochromis burtoni (Burton's mouthbrooder) is the source of this 4126-nucleotide messenger RNA. Its product is annotated as class II histocompatibility antigen, B-L beta chain. Lineage: Eukaryota; Metazoa; Chordata; Actinopteri; Cichliformes; Cichlidae. Gene Ontology annotation, molecular function: MHC class II protein complex binding. Gene Ontology annotation, biological process: positive regulation of T cell activation; peptide antigen assembly with MHC class II protein complex; immunoglobulin production involved in immunoglobulin-mediated immune response. The transcript has 5 exons. The coding region runs from base 1024 to 1821 and encodes 265 amino acids. The record is from RefSeq and is a predicted model, not a curated record. Gene Ontology annotation, cellular component: MHC class II protein complex; membrane.